Molecule: messenger RNA, 2525 nt
Organism: Scylla paramamosain (green mud crab)
Lineage: Eukaryota; Metazoa; Arthropoda; Malacostraca; Decapoda; Portunidae
Gene: Ubc7
Product: ubiquitin-conjugating enzyme E2 G2
Exons: 5
Coding region: 328-834 (168 amino acids)
Cellular component (GO): cytosol; endoplasmic reticulum
Source: RefSeq, a predicted model, not a curated record
AGAGGACUGGAGGAGGAGGAGGAAGAGUCAGACGAACCAGCUGAAGGAGAACGUAAACAAAAUCUGGGCGAGUGGAAAUCCCAUCAUUAUUUGCUCUGCUCUCAUUUAGGGGCGUGUUCUUAUAUUGCACUGGUAACUCAUAACGCCAUAUGGAGCACGACUGGGGGGAAGAAAAAGUGCAGUGGAAAAUAGUCACGUUUAUAAGCUACAUUUGGUGAACCUGCUGCUAAUCUUUGCUGAGACUGACUGGCUGACUUAAGGGUGUUCUCUGCUGUGACUGACUGGCUAACUGACUGACUGAAGGGAGGUGACAGGAUCUUCCCCAUCAUGGCAGGACGGGCCCUCAAACGCCUCAUGACGGAAUAUAAACAGUUGACGUUGAAUCCUCCAGAAGGCAUCAUUGCUGGACCCACCAAUGAGGAAAACUUCUUUGAAUGGGAAGCUCUUAUUGUGGGGCCAGAAGGGACCUGCUUUGAAUGUGGAGUGUUUCCUGCCAAGCUGAUCUUCCCUCCAGACUACCCACUGUCACCACCCAAAAUGCAGUUUACCUGUGAAAUGUUUCAUCCAAACAUCUACUCGGAUGGACGAGUGUGCAUAUCCAUCCUGCAUGCUCCUGGUGAUGACCCGAUGGGUUAUGAGACAAGUGCUGAGAGAUGGAGUCCUGUGCAGAGUGUGGAGAAGAUCCUGCUGUCUGUUGUCUCCAUGCUUGCAGAGCCCAAUGAUGAGAGUAGUGCCAAUGUGGAUGCUGCCAAGAUGUGGAGGGAUGACCGGGAUCAAUUCAACAAGAUCGCUGAAAGGCUGGUUCGCAAAACCCUCAACUUACCUCAUUCAUAGUGAAGUCUUUGGUAUGCUCUUUUAAUUGUGUAUAAGACUUCUCAGUCUCUGUCUCUCUUUCUUUUCUCUUUCCUUUUUCCUUAUCUUUUGUCAUUGGCUUGCUCUAGGAGAACGUAUCGAGUGAAAGAUGGAGACGUAAAAUUAUAAUCAUGUAGUUUGUUGUGAAUAUUAUCAACAACUGCUGUACAUCAAAUAUGUUGUGUACUCAUUUUGGUAAGCAGGGUAGUGAUGAUGCUCUUCCAUUUUUGUGAAAUACUCUAGUGGUAGGACUGUGAGUGGAAUGUUAUAUCCUGCAGGCUUUCUUUUUUGUGCUUGGGCCAUAUGCAGGAGUGUGAAUUUUCUAGGGAAAUCUUCCUGAAUAGAUACAUAUGCCAAAAUGAAUAAGUUAAUUGAUAAGUAUUCAAAGAAAACUGUACAUUCAUCAAUAGGCUCUUAUAUAAGAUGCCCUCAGCUUAAGUUUUCCCCCAUGCUGCAAAACUUGUUUUUGUUGUUAACCUUUAUUUUAUACAAUGAUACAUAUCACUCAAGAGUGUUGCCAAGAUAAAAGAACCAUUUAAUAAUGAUGUUAAAUAACAAGUCUCUAUAAAUAUUCUUCACACUACUCUGCAUUAAAUAACAGACAAUCAUAGUUUUAUACAGUCUUGUAACUCUUGAAGGCAUAACUUCCUAAAUCAUGAUUGUGCAAUAAACAUUUAUUAUAGAAUGGGAAGAACAGCUUUUUUUAAAUUUUGGUUUUUAUUUAUGGAAACAACAGACACUUCAUACAUGCUUUUUUUUUUUUUUUAUCUUUAAUGUGUAUUUCGUCACACUCACACAUACAUAUGUACUUCACCAACAUAAAUCUUCAAAGCUUUGAGAACUAGGGUAACAGAGUUCAAAUAUAGAUAAAAGUAACAUUCUUUAAGUUACCUACAUAUACAUCUCAAAACCUUCAUCUUUUGCAAUAAUACAAUACCAUUUAUUGAUAUACAUACAUAAAUUACCACUGACCUUGCCUUUUCCCCCCCCAACCCCUAAAAGCCCUUCACCAACAUCCCUAAAAACAACUAACAGCUUUACUAUGACUUAUCCUUUCGUUUAUUGGCACGUGACCUUAUCUUGGGUUGCGUGGACUGACACUGCCCUUGGCUUGAGCUGCCACCACCAAAGAUUGAGGUCAUGAUUUCAGAGAGUUCUGGAGUGUCCAUCUUUGGCAUCUGUAUCUGUUCCAUCUCCUUGCGGGUUUCUGGGUCAUUGAGGCGUGGCAGGAUCAUCAUAAGCACCAGGGGCAGGACAGUCAUUAGCACCAUAGGGUUCAUCAGUGUGUCCGUGAGACGCCACUGCUCCCGUUGCAUAAAGUAGCGGUACGGACCCAGGCUCUUCAUCCGCAGAGGGUGGGGCAUCUGUGAUAGUCAGGUUUCAUGAUUAUAGUUAUGAUAUGCAUCUUCUAUUAUUUUUGUUUUUAAUUAAUCUGCCUGAUAUUUCAUUCAGGUAUUUGCAGUAUUCAGAUUUCAUAAGAACAGUUAUGACAAGACAUUUAUGAUUUGUAAGUUGUAAUACUAAGUGUUUGAAAUGCUAGUGAAGUGUCUCAAACAUUCUGGCUCCAAAAUGACAAAUAUUUAAUUGUUAAAAGAAAACAGUUAAGAAUUCUAUUUAUUUGCAUAAUGUUAAGACAAAGCAUGGGAAAUAUUGAAUAAAUAGUAAAGAAUAUA